CGUGCUAUCGCUGCCAAUGUUCCAUCUCUAAAGCACACACAGCUCAAGAAUUACAUUGUCUUAUCAAAUCGUAGCAAAUUCGCCAUGGGUCGUCUAAUACUCGAGCACACACUACAAGGCCACAAAGGGCGCAUCUGGGGAGUCGCCUGGCAUCCGAAAGGCAACAGCUUCGCUUCGUGUGGCGAGGACAAAGCCAUCCGUGUUUGGUCCCUCUCUGGGAACAGCUGGAGCACUAAAACCAUAUUGUCCGAUGGACAUAAGCGCACAAUACGCGAGGUACGCUGGUCGCCAUGUGGUGAGUACUUGGCCUCGGCCAGCUUCGAUGCCACUACCGCCAUUUGGUCCAAGCACGAAUGCAAUGCCACCCUGGAGGGCCAUGAGAACGAGGUGAAGAGCGUUAGUUGGUCACGCAGUGGAGGCCUCUUGGCGACUUGUUCACGCGACAAAUCUGUGUGGAUCUGGGAGGUGGCUGGCGAUGAUGAGUUUGAAUGCGCCGCUGUACUUAACGCACACACGCAGGAUGUGAAGCGUGUUGUGUGGCAUCCAAAACUCGAGAUUUUGGCUUCUGCCUCAUAUGACAAUACCAUCAAAAUGUUUGCCGAAAGUGCCUUAGACAGCGAUUGGGAUUGCACAGCUACGCUCAGCUCGCACACGAGCACAGUGUGGAGCAUUGACUUUGAUGCCGAUGGCGAUCGUUUGGUGUCCUGCAGCGAUGAUGCUACGCUCAAGAUCUGGCGAGCGUAUCCGCCGGGCAAUGAAGCUGGUAUUGCGACACCGGACAAAACAACCGUAUGGAAGUGUGUCUGCACCAUAGCAGGGCAGCAUUCGCGUGCCAUUUACGAUGUGUCGUGGUGCAAGCUAACUGGGCUUAUUGCUAGCGCCUGUGGCGAUGAUGGCAUUCGCAUCUUCAAGGAGACAAGCGAUUCCAAACGGGAUGAACCCACAUUUGAGUUGCUAACGACCGAGGAAAGUGCACACGAACAGGAUGUGAAUGCUGUCGAAUGGAAUCCUGUGACGCCAGGUCAACUGAUCUCCUGCAGUGACGAUGGCACCAUUAAGAUAUGGAAACUAAGCGAGUAG
This is a messenger RNA of Drosophila nasuta, 1080 nucleotides long. It is a transcript of the gene Ciao1, whose product is annotated as cytosolic iron-sulfur assembly component 1. Lineage: Eukaryota; Metazoa; Arthropoda; Insecta; Diptera; Drosophilidae. The coding region runs from base 85 to 1080 and encodes 331 amino acids. Gene Ontology annotation, biological process: iron-sulfur cluster assembly. The record is from RefSeq and is a predicted model, not a curated record. Gene Ontology annotation, molecular function: protein binding. Gene Ontology annotation, cellular component: cytosolic [4Fe-4S] assembly targeting complex. The transcript has a single exon.